Messenger RNA from Astyanax mexicanus (Mexican tetra), 1149 nucleotides. RefSeq lists its product as uncharacterized. NCBI's taxonomy places the organism in Eukaryota, Metazoa, Chordata, Actinopteri, Characiformes, Acestrorhamphidae. The record is from RefSeq and is a predicted model, not a curated record. The transcript has 3 exons. Bases 204 to 1145 code for a protein of 313 amino acids.
UGAACAAGAAAAGCAUGCUGUAAUUGCAAUGGUUUCAUUUUUGUUUUUUGGACUUUUUCAGAUAAAAUGUAUUUGGCCAGUAUAGUGGGUCAAAUAAGAACGUCAGGGAAUACAAAAAGCUCUGCAGGUAAACUCUGUAUUUUAUAUAAUAGACAACCAAGCUUUGUAAUGUUUUUUCUGUGUAGCAUUUGUUUAAAGUAGACAUGUUGACUUAUUUUUUAGCCUCUACUGCAGAAUCAACCUUCGCCCAAGGAUCCAUUCCUGCAACCAGGCCCCCUCAUUCCCUUACACCCACAGCAACAUUCACACAGUCCUCCAUUCCUGCAACCAGGCCCCCUCAGUCCCUAAAACCCACAGCAACCGUUUCCCAGCCCAGCACUUCAGUGGGAGGCCCAGAGCAGUUUAUCUCCCCAUCUACCCUGUUGACAAGCCAAUGGUCACAACAAGAAAUGGCACACAAGACCACACUUCUACUACUGGACCUUACAAGGACUUAUCAUUCAAUAUAUUUCCGCAAUAAAACUGCAUUUUACCAAAAGGUACAACAAGAAUUCAGAAACAAAGGUUAUACAUUGUCUGCGGAUAAAAUACGAAAAAAGCUGGGAAACCUGCUCACCACAUACAAGAGGGCCAAAGACCGGCGGAGGGCAACUGGAGAGGCAAAAGUCACCUGGGAAUAUUACACACAAAUGGAUGACCUGUUUGGGACAUCAGGGGUGGGUAGUGCACCACCAGGAACACUUUACUCAACACCGUUAUUUCCAGAGAACACCUGUCAGGUGCCCUUAUCCACUGAAAAAGAGCAGUCUUGCAUAUCCCAUACAAAGCCAAACAGUCCUGUGAGCGAGGAGCAGCCUGGUCCCUCUCCAAGCACUGAAAACACUACAGCAACCAGGAGACGGUCAACCAGCCAACCUUCUUUUCAUGAGACCUAUGAGGCCCAUGCUGAAAGAAGGACAGCUGUGUUGGAGUCCCUGGUGCGACCAGACCUGGAAAAGUGGAGAAGGCUGAAGGAAAAGAGGAGAAGAGCAUUUGAAAAAAAAAUGUUAAUGUGUCUUGGACAAAUUAAUGAACAACUAAAGGAACUUUCAAGACAACAAGAAACUAUUAUCAAGCUGUUUGAAAACCAUGCUCAAACAAAAUAAAGUU